CUCUGCUCUGCUCUCUGUCACUGCCCUGUCCCAUUACCUGGGACCCCCGCCCCCUCACCCUCUACCCUCCUCAGCCCCCGGCUGCCUGAUCUGGCCAGCCUUCCUCUGGAUUCCAGCCUCUGGUCAUUGGUUCUUCCCCUCUCUCUCCAGGCCUCUGUCCUGGUCCCUCUUCCUCUAGGUUCCCUUUCUCCACCUCCCACUUUGCAGAACCUCCCUUUUGUCAGGCUGUCUCUCCCUACUUUCUGACCUCUUCCCUUUGGAGGGCUCUUCGUGGCCCAGGCCUAAGGGGAGAUGGGGGAGGCCCAGUUCCUGGUCCUGCUGCUUCUACAACUGCUGUGGGUGGCUCCAGUGGAGGCACCAGGGCCUGGGGCAGAGGUCCAGGAGAUGUGGGCCCAGGAAGGGGCUCCUGCCCAGCUUCCCUGCAGCCUCACAAUCCCCCUCCAGGAAAUCAGCCUUCGAACAGUUGGGGUCACUUGGCAGCAUCUACCAGACAGGUAUGCACCCUCUCCGGCGCCCAGCCAGCCCCCAGCCCCGGGCUCGCGCCCCGCCGCGUCCUUCUACACGGUGCUGAGGCUGGCGCCCGGGGGCCUGCGCAGCGGGCGGCCGCCCCUGCAGCCCCGGGUGCAGCUGGAAGAGCGGGGCUUCCAGCGCGGGGACUUCUCGCUUUGGCUGCGCCCGGCUCAACGCACAGACGCCGGCGAGUACCGCGCCGCCGUGAGCUUCAGGGACAGCGCCCACACCUGCCGCGUCCGUCUGCGAGUGGGCCAGGCCUCGAUGACUGCCAGUCCCGCAGGGUCCCUCAGGACCUCCAGUUGGGUCGUUUUGAACUGCUCCUUCAGCCGCCCUGACCUCCCAGCCUCUGUGCACUGGUUCCGGGGCCCAGGCAGAAUCCCUAUUCAGGAGUCCUCCCAUCAUCACUUAGUUGGGAGCUUUCUCUUCCUGCCGCAAGUCAGCCCCGUGGACUCUGCGCCCUGGGGCUGCAUCCUCACCUACAGAGAUGGCUUCAAGGCCUCCAGCACCUACAACCUCACUGUUCUGGAUCCGGAGCCUCCAGUCCCUCUGACAGUGUAUGCAGGAGCAGGCUCCAGGGCGGAGCUGCCCUGCCACCUGCCUCCUGGUAUAGAGACACAGUCUUCCCUCACUGCCAAGUGGGCCCUUCCUGGGGGAAGCCCUGACCUGCUGGUGGCUGGAGACAAUGGCAACUUUACCCUUCGACUAGAGGCUGUGAGCCAGGCCCAGGCUGGGACCUACACCUGCCACAUCCAUCUGCAGGGUCAGCAGCUCAAUACCACUGUCACUUUGGCAGUCAUCACAGUGACUCCCAAAUCCUUUGGGUUAACUGGCAACCUGAGAAAACUGCUUUGUGAGGUGACUCCAGCAUCUGGACAAGAGCGCUUUGUGUGGAGCCCCCUGGACAAGCGGUCUUGGAAGAGUACCCCAGGACCCUGGCUGGAGGUGCAGGAGGCCAGCCUUCUUUCCCAGCCCUGGCAGUGCCAUCUGUACCAGGGGAAGAGGCUUCUUGGAACAGCGGUAUAUUUCACGGAGCUGUCUGGCCCAGGUGCCCAGCGUGCCGGGAGGGCCCCAGGUGCCCUGAAAACAGGCCAUCUCCCUGUCUUUCUCACCCUUGGUGUCCUCCUUCUGCUCCUUUUGGUGACUGGAGCCUUUGGCUUUCACCUUUGGAGAAGACCGUGGCGACCAAGAAGAUUCUCUGCUUUAGAGCAUGGGAUUCACCCACCUCAGGCUCAGAGCAAGAUAGGGGACCUGGAGCAAGAACCAGAGCCGGAGCCGGAGCCGGAGCUGGAGCCAGAGCCACAGCAGCCCUGA
Miniopterus natalensis is the source of this 1824-nucleotide messenger RNA. NCBI's taxonomy places the organism in Eukaryota, Metazoa, Chordata, Mammalia, Chiroptera, Miniopteridae. The record is from RefSeq and is a predicted model, not a curated record.